AUGUCGUCCGGCAGCACCCCCGAGUACGCCUCCUUCUUCGCCGUCAUGGGCGCCUCGGCCGCCAUGGUCUUCAGCGCCUUGGGAGCCGCUUAUGGAACCGCAAAGAGCGGCACGGGAAUUGCAGCCAUGUCUGUCAUGAGGCCUGAGCUCAUCAUGAAGUCAAUUAUUCCUGUCGUCAUGGCGGGUAUUAUAGCUAUCUAUGGUCUCGUAGUGGCGGUCCUCAUUGCCAAUGCUCUUUCACCUUCCAUCACACUAUUCAAGAGCUUUCUUCAGCUGGGUGCUGGCUUGAGUGUGGGCCUCAGUGGUCUGGCUGCUGGCUUUGCCAUUGGCAUCGUGGGUGAUGCAGGUGUACGGGGAACAGCACAGCAGCCCAGGUUAUUUGUGGGCAUGAUCCUCAUUUUGAUCUUCGCUGAAGUCUUGGGUCUCUACGGCCUCAUUGUUGCCCUUAUCCUCUCCACAAAGUAAAUGUUGCAGUAUGAUGUAAAGAGAUGUAACAAAUCAACAUUUAAAGCUCCAGAAUGAAAAUGGUUUCUCCAAUGUGUACAGUUGUCCCAAUUUGGUAGUUGAUCUCUUGUAAAUGCGCAAUGUACGUUAGUGACUCGUCUGUCCUGUGUGUAUUUCAAUAUUAAAUUGGAUGGGCUGCUCCAAGCCUACUGCAUGGCUUGGGGUGGCCUGUGUGCAAUUUUCCACCCAUUGCUGUUAGUACUUUAUGUAUAAAUAUGAACUAGAAAUGUAAUUUUUCUCUUCACUGGAUGUUUAUUUAUAAAAGACUUGACAUGUUCAUACAUCUAUGGAGCAAGGAUUUUCAAUUUCCCAUGCUAUAUAUAUUAAUCUUAUAUAUAGGUAGAUUACACUGUGGGGUCAAUUGUAAGUGCAGAGAAUUCCUUGGAUGUAACUUUGAUUCUAAAGAUUGCUGUAGUGUCCUGGUAUUGGAGUAUGAGAAUUUCGUGUUUUAUUACAGCAAUUGUCCGAAACACUCCCGUGUUUCAGUAGUAACUGCGUAUGCUCUGGCAUCAGAGUUGUGCACCCAGUGUUGGGUUACAGACUUAUACCAUGUUUCCAAAUAAAACUUCCUCACUACAUUGCUGUAAUGGCUCCUCUGCCUCUGAUUUAAUGCUUUAGCUGCUCCUUUAGGAAGAGGAGGGAUUCCCUGAAGGGGGAGGCAGGUUCUCCGAAGUGACUGAGCACUGCACAAAAGUCACGUCAUCAACUGCUAAAGCAUUCCCUCUUUCUUCAAUGACUGCUGCUUCCAACUGCUGCACAAGGGAGCACUUGAGAGCAGGAAUACAAGGCUGUUGCAGUGCUAUCAGUGCUUGGCCCCUGCAUGACUGGUACAUUUUGCUACGUGUUGUACAGUACUGCUGUGUAGCUGACUGCAGCAUGAGCUGACCAGGCCCAGCCAUGGCGCAAGGGUGCUGGCUCCAGCAUGUGACAAGGAACAGGAGCUGCCAAGGAGCUCCUAGGCAGCUUGUCCUUCUGAUUGCACUGCAGAAACUUGGCUGGAUGGAAAGCUGCGCUGUUAGUAGCAAUUGCUGCUGGAGUACCUGAACAAUAGUCUCAUCAGCAAAAUGGGUUCAUUCAAGAACUCAUAUUUUUAACUUACAAAUCAGGAGCAUUCAAGCUGAGAAGUUCUGUUGCAGCUAGCAAAUACUGAAGCAAUCUCCUCUUGUCUUGAGGAUAUCUGAAUGUCACAGAGCAACUCGGGAGCUCAUACAGGAGAUGUGUUGGACCCUUAACGAUGGUAGUAACUUAUUCCAAGUUGCAUUUGGGAAGUAUGUCACCUUAAUUUUACUUGCAUAGCUUGGAGAACAGAGGAAGCUUUUCUUGGUUCAAGCCAAAAUGUUAUUAAAGUUAGGUCCUUUGAAAUACUGUGAUAAUCAAUGAUCUGCCUGGGCAGCGCUGCACCUCGUGUAUAUGUGUGUAGGAAGCAGGUCUGAAGUAAUGCAGAGCUGUGUCCAGGUGUUAGGGCUCCGGGAGUUACCUUGGGUAGUACAAAUACAGCUUCUAACCUGGUGGUACGUCAUGCACCUUCAGAGUAGCUUGUCUCCAACCUAGGGACCACUUGGUAAUAUUGCUGGUUAUCACCAAUUAUUAAUUAACUGGUUUGUUUUCUAAAAGGCCGGUCUGAAUACAUGUAACCGGGCUGUCAGCUGCUUGGCUUGGGGCUAGGGUGUGCUACUGCUUUUAUGCUCAAAGCGGCUUUAGGCUUUACAUCGUGACGCUCCCAGCAGUGGUACCGGUAGUGCUUUGGGGUGGGGGGCAGGGUGCAGAGAUGGGUUGGUUUGUGGAAAAUCCUGGAUGUCAGAAGCAUUGGAUGGGAAGGGGAGAAUUUCCUUAAGGUUCCUUGAUCUGAAUAACAUCACUCUUUCCUGAGCAAAAAGAGUAGACUAUAAACCCUUACCCAGGCAUUCUAAACGUUUGUGGAAACUGUAGCACAAUUAAUUCUCUUUGCAGUGAGUGUCUUCCUGCUACUUCUGCAAAAAGUUGUGGCUGAGCUUGCAGCUGGGAGGGCUGAAUGAUGGAUUCAGGCUCUCUGGAAAGCAUGCCACAUGCGCUUCUGUCUUGCAGCUCUGGUCAGAGGAGUUGCAUUGUGAUUGUGUAGCAGGAGGGGAGAUGUGCCUGGCUGGGGUGCGGUUGUUUGAGAUCUUUAAUCUUCUGUAGGCAGGACUAGCUGCCAGCCUUGUUUUUAGCCAGAUUAGGAGAAUAUGAGCAAAUAUAUUUGAGAACAACUACACAGGGGUGGUUCUCACCUCUGGGGGGGG
Oxyura jamaicensis (ruddy duck) is the source of this 2762-nucleotide messenger RNA. RefSeq names its product ATPase H+ transporting V0 subunit c (gene ATP6V0C). Gene Ontology annotation, cellular component: proton-transporting V-type ATPase, V0 domain. The record is from RefSeq and is a predicted model, not a curated record. Lineage: Eukaryota; Metazoa; Chordata; Aves; Anseriformes; Anatidae. The transcript is spliced from 3 exons. Gene Ontology annotation, biological process: proton transmembrane transport. Gene Ontology annotation, molecular function: proton-transporting ATPase activity, rotational mechanism. The coding region runs from base 1 to 465 and encodes 154 amino acids.